GCGGGGACAAAGGCCGCCGCCGCCGCGCUCUGGCCGGCCCGUGCGCCGCGAACUGCUGGGGCCGGGCUGGGACUCCGGGCGUCCCGGACCUCAAAGCGCGCUCGCGCCCCGAGGAGCCCGCGCGGCGAUGGAGCUCUCCGGGGAGCUGCAGGGGCCAGCGCAGGGCCAGCCCGCCUGCCCGCCGCCCGCGCCGCCCCCGCCGCCCCCUCCUCUGCCCCCUCCUCCCCGCCCCGCGGCGGCGCCUCCGCGCUCGGGGAACAUGGCGGCGGCGGCGGUCGGACGGGACACUUUACCUGAGCACUGGUCCUACGGCGUGUGCCGGGACGGCCGCGUCUUCUUUAUCAAUGACCAGCUCCGCUGCACCACCUGGCUGCACCCGCGCACCGGGGAGCCCGUCAACUCGGGCCACAUGAUCCGCUCAGACCUGCCCCGCGGCUGGGAGGAGGGCUUCACGGAGGAGGGCGCCAGCUACUUCAUCGACCAUAACCAGCAGACCACAGCCUUUAGGCAUCCUGUGACUGGACGGUUUUCUCCAGAAAACAGUGAAUUCAUUCUUCAAGAAGAGCCAAACCUACAUAUGUCGAAGCAAGAGAGAAACCAAAGGCCGGCCAGCAUGGUCAGUGAAACGUCCACAACCGGGACCACUUCCACCCUGGAGGCCAAACCUGGACCCAAAAUCAUAAAGUCCAGCAAUAAAGUCCACAGCUUUGGAAAGAGGGACCAGGCCAUUCGGAGGAACCCCAGUGUUCCGGUGGUGGUGAGGGGCUGGCUGCACAAGCAGGACAGUUCUGGGAUGAGGCUGUGGAAAAGGAGGUGGUUUGUGCUUGCUGAUUACUGCCUGUUUUACUACAAAGACAGCCGAGAAGAAGUGGUCCUUGGGAGCAUCCCUCUGCCCAGCUAUGUGAUCUCACCUGUGGCCCCUGAGGAUCGCAUAAGUCGCAAGUAUUCCUUUAAGGCCGUGCACACGGGGAUGCGAGCGCUCAUCUAUAACAGCUCCACGGUGGGCUCCCAGGCUGAGCACUCGAGCAUGAGGACCUACUACUUCAGUGCUGACACCCAGGAGGACAUGAACUCUUGGGUCAGGGCCAUGAACCAGGCUGCCCAAGUGCUGUCUCGAUCAUCACUGAAGAGGGAUGUGGAGAAGGUGGAGCGGCAGGCCGUCCCCCAGGCCAACCACGCGGAGUCCUGUCCUGAGUGUGGCCGUGUGGGACCUGGACACGCCAGGGAGUGUCCUCUUCGUGGCCACGAGGACUCCUUCGGUUUUGAGAGGCGGGAGCAGGAGGAGGAACGGUACCGUUCCCAGAGGGACGCCCAGGAGGGCAGGCGGGACAGGAGCAAGACCAGGUCGCCACACUCGCCAGCCGAGGAGGAUGCCUUGUUUGUGGAUUUACCUGGUGGCCCCAGAGGCCAGCAGGCGCAGCCCCAGCGGGCAGAGAAGAACGGCGUGCUGCCUGCCUCCUACGGCCCAGGAGAGCAGAACGGGACUGGCGGGUACCAGCGGGCCUUUCCUCCCAGGAACCACCCUGAAAAGCACAGCCAGCGGAAGAGCAGCCUGGCCCAGGUGGAGCACUGGGCGAAGGCCCAGAAGGCGGAUGGCAGGAGCCUUCCCUUGGACCAGACACUUCCUCACCAGGGUCCUAGUCAGUCCCUGUCCUUCCCAGAAAACUACCAGACUCUUCCCAGGAGCACCAGACAUCCCUCAGGGGGCUCCUCUCCCCCACCCCGCGUCCUGCCAAGUGACUACAAGUACGCGCAGGAUCGAGCUAGCCAUCUGAAGAUGUCGAGUGAGGAGCGCCGGGCACACCGGGACGGCACCGUGUGGCAGCUCUACGAGUGGCAGCAGCGCCAGCAGUUCCGGCACGGGAGCCCGACAGCGCCCGUUUGCAGCGGCUCACCUGAGUUCACUGACCAAGGCCGGAGCAGGAGCCUGCUGGAGGUGCCCCGCUCCAUCUCUGUGCCUCCAUCUCCCUCGGAUAUUCCUCCCCAGGGGCCCCCAAAGGUCUUCCCACCCCGGCGGCCACACACUCCAGCAGAGAGGGUCACUGUGAAGCCACCGGACCAGAGGAGGAGUGUGGACAUCUCGCUGGGGGGUUCACCCAGGAAGGCAUGGGGCCACGCGGUCAAGAACUCCUCUCAUGUGGACCGGCGCUCCAUGCCCUCCAUGGGUUACAUGACCCACACAGUCAGCGCUCCCAGUCUACAUGGGAAAUCGGCUGAUGAUACCUACCUCCAGCUGAAGAAAGACCUGGAGUACCUAGAUCUAAAGAUGACAAGCCGGGACCUUGUCAAUCGAAGUCUGAAGCCCGUGAAGAUUGCAGAAAGUGACAUUGACGUCAAACUAAGUGUCUUCUGUGAACAAGACAGGAUCCUCCAGGAUGUGGAAGACAAAAUACGGGCCCUCAAGGAGAACAAAGACCAGCUAGAGUCUGUGCUGGAGGUCUUGCACAGACAGAUGGAACAGUACAGAGACCAGCCCCAACACUUGGAGAAGAUCGCCUACCAGCAGAGAUUGCUACAAGAGGACCUCGUCCACAUCCGGGCAGAGCUCUCCAGAGAGUCCACUGAGAUGGAAAAUGCCUGGAAUGAAUACCUGAAGUUGGAGAGUGACGUGGAGCAGUUGAAGCAGACCCUCCAGGAGCAGCACAGGAGAGCAUUUUUUUUCCAGGAGAAAUCACAGAUACAGAAGGAUCUGUGGAGGAUUGAAGAUGUCAUUGCAGGCCUGAGUGCAAAUAAAGAAAACUUCAGAAUCCUGGUGGAAUCGGUCAAAAAUCCAGAGAGAAAAACAGUGCCUUUGUUUCCUCACCCACCUGUGCCUUCACUCUCGACUUCUGAGAACAAGCCACCCAUGCAACCCAGCCCUCCAACCAGCCCUGUGCGGACCCCCCUAGAGGUUCGACUCUUUCCCCAGCUGCAAACCUACGUGCCGUACCGACCUCACCCACCCCAGCUGAGGAAAGUGACAUCUCCCCUUCAAUCACCAACCAAGAUGAAGCCCAAAGUUGAAGACGAGGCACCUCCCAGGCCUCCACUCCCUGAACUCUACAGCCCAGAGGAGCAGCCCCCGGCCGUGCCACCUCUGCCGAGGGAGGCCACCAUCAUCCGGCACACUUCCGUGCGGGGCCUCAAGCGGCAGUCGGACGAGAGGAAGCGAGACCGGGAGCUGGGGCACUGUGUGAACGGGGACGCCAGGGUGGAGCUCCGGUCAUACGUUAGUGAGCCUGAGCUGGCGACCCUCAGCGGAGACAUGGCCCAGCCCUCCCUGGGACUCGUGGGCCCUGAAAGCAGGUACCAGACGCUGCCAGGCAGAGGGCUCUCAGGAUCCACGUCAAGGCUCCAGCAGUCAUCCACCAUUGCUCCCUACGUCACCCUCCGGAGGGGUCCAAAUGCCGACAGCAGCAAGAUGACCUUCCCUAGACCCAAGAGUGCCUUGGAGCGCCUCUACUCAGGGGACCACCAGCGAGGCAAGAUGAGCGCAGAGGAACAGCUUGAGCGCAUGAAGCGGCACCAGAAGGCCCUGGUCCGGGAGCGCAAGAGGACGCUGAGUCAAGGAGAGAGGGCGGGCCUCCCCUCCUCCCGCUACCUCAGCCACGCGCUCCCUGGAGAUCUCGGCUCAUGGAAGCGCGAGCAGGACUUUGACCUGCAGUUGCUGGAACGGGCCGUGCGAGGGGAAAGAAAGGACAAGGAGGAGAAUGGCUGGUUAAGAGUGCAGGCCAUGCCUGUCACCGAGUUGGACCUGGAGCCUCAAGACUAUGAUUUGGACAUCAGCAGAGAGCUGUCCAAACCAGAAAAGGUCUCCAUCCCUGAGCGUUAUGUGGAGCUGGAUCCUGAAGAGCCUCCCAGCCUUGAGGAGCUGCAGGAGCGGUACCGCAAAGCCGAAAAGAUCCGCAACAUCCUCACCCGGUCAAGCAUGUGUAACCUGCAGCCGCCAGCAGGCCAGGACCGGAACAGCAUGGCUGACCUGGACUCGCAGCUGCAGGAGCAGGAGCGCAUCAUCAACAUCUCCUAUGCCCUGGCCUCCGAGGCCUCCCAGCGCAGUAAGCAGGUGGCAGGUAAGGCCACGGGUGCCAGCCUCCAAGGCCCAGGUCUGGGCCACUCUUCCUUGGGAUUCAGAGCCCAGCAUGGCCCAUCCCAGUGGAAAACCAGGUGUCAGGGUUAGUGGUGGAGGACCAGUGAUGUGUUCUCUCGACCAGAGAUUGCCACAUCUCGCAAGCACAGCAGGGUUGGAUGGGGAAGUUGGGGAGGUCAGGCAGUGGCAGGAGGCACUGGGGCAACCACAGCUCAGGAGCACAAGGGGAAAGUCCCGGGAGAGGAUGUCUCUAGCUCACUCUUAAAUCUGGGAGCUGGGCUGAUUUAACCUUUCUCUGAGAUUGCCAGUUAAGAACAGGUUUGUCAGGCCUCUGAGCCAUGAGACUCAGGCUAAGGUUUCUGACCUCAUGAAGAAGGGGACAGGAAGGUCACUGGUACUAGGAUUUCUUGCUGAGGCAAAGCAAAAGAGGGGUCCUGUAGCAAGGGGGCCUGGCAUCCCUGCUCAAAACCAAAGCCAUUGUUCACUUUAUCAGACUGUCCUGUGCCAGAAAGCAGUACUUGGGAAGGUUGGGCUUCGCUGACCAAUGGAGGAAAAUAACACCAUGGGGUGGAAGUGUGCAUGCGUGUGUGUAUGUGUGCUUGUGUGUGUGUAAAAGGCUGCUUUCUUUCUGACCAGCCAGGAAGGAAACUUCUGGUUCCUCUCUCCCUUCCCCAUGUUUCCCAUCCUGUGUAUGCUCUCACAUUUCCCCUAGUGCUUUUUCUCUCCAAAUGCAGAGACCACUGUGUAUCUAGGUGGUGCCCCUCAUCAGGAGUGCUCUAGCUUUCCAGGGAAGGGGCAGUCAUGAGCCUAAAGUGGUGUCACCCAGUCCCCACCAGCCCACCAACCCUGGUCAGAGGGUCUGGUAGUGACCAAGCUGCAGCCUGCAGGGCCCUGAUGUGCCUGGCCCUGGGGACCUGAUCUGGGGGUCAGAUCUUCACCAUCACCUCAGGAAACCAUAGGACAGACCACAGACAAGAGGAAGGGCAGGUGAAGGCAGAAAGCGAUUGUUCCCCGCAUCCCCAUCUUGCACACACAGUUCCCAAACCCCUGCUGUCUUCUCUCCCCUCGAGGACAUGCUCACUGGGUUGAGAGGUGGUCAGUGUGGUGUUCUGUGGCUGUGUAGACAGAAGAUGGCUCAUCCACGCCCUUCCUCCUGAUCAUCUGAGGGCUCCCUGCAGCCCAUCUCGGCAACUUUUGAGCUCCUCCUCAUGCCAAGGUUUCCAGCAGGGGCUACUCCCCCACUGUACAGGGCCCUCCUCGCUGGCCUAUGCUUGCUCUAACUCAGGUUUACCAUCCUCGGCUUCCUUAUCACCAUCAGAUGCGUAUACCCUGUGGCCAGUUAGCAGGAUCUCCUUCAUUUCCUCUUCUGAGUGACAAUCUGCUACAGCCUUGCCUCACCUUUGCUCCCUCCUCCAUCUCAGAGAUGUAUCUGAGAACUGCAGGCCAAUCCCAGCCAGGCCCCCGCCAACCCCCAAGGAUAUGCCCCGAGCCCAGGCCAUUAGUGGUGGGCAGUGGGGCCCAUGCUACACCUGCCCUGCCCCAUGGGGCAUC
Choloepus didactylus (southern two-toed sloth) is the source of this 5617-nucleotide messenger RNA. RefSeq names its product pleckstrin homology domain containing A7 (gene PLEKHA7). The transcript is spliced from 26 exons. Gene Ontology annotation, biological process: cell-cell adhesion mediated by cadherin; zonula adherens maintenance; epithelial cell-cell adhesion. Gene Ontology annotation, molecular function: protein binding. NCBI's taxonomy places the organism in Eukaryota, Metazoa, Chordata, Mammalia, Pilosa, Megalonychidae. The record is from RefSeq and is a predicted model, not a curated record. Gene Ontology annotation, cellular component: zonula adherens; pore complex. Bases 128 to 4156 code for a protein of 1342 amino acids.